GGAAGUACUUAUUGUCGAUUGUUUUUAUUUACAAGAAAAAGCUUUGCGAAUCAACCCCUUUUUACCCAACAUUAUACAUUUAAACGAAAAACAACUAUGAUCAAGGCUAUUCUCAUUUUUAACAACCAUGGGAAACCAAGACUCAUUCGUUUCUACCAAUAUUUCACAGAAGACAUGCAGCAGCAGAUUAUUAGGGAGACUUUUCAUCUGGUGUCCAAAAGAGAUGAUAAUGUCUGCAAUUUUCUGGAGGGUGGAAGUUUAAUUGGAGGUUCGGACUACAAGCUGAUCUACCGACACUAUGCCACUUUGUACUUUGUGUUUUGUGUGGACUCAUCAGAGAGUGAGCUAGGGAUUCUUGAUCUUAUUCAGGUAUUUGUGGAAACCCUGGACAAAUGCUUUGAGAAUGUGUGUGAGCUGGACUUAAUCUUUCACAUGGAUAAGGUACAUUACAUUCUCCAGGAAGUUGUCAUGGGAGGUAUGGUGUUGGAAACAAACAUGAACGAAAUAGUUGCGCAAGUGGAGCUGCAGAACAGGAUGGAGAAAUCAGAGGGUGGACUGUCUGCAGCACCAGCACGAGCUGUCUCGGCAGUGAAAAACAUGAACCUGCCUGAAAUACCCCGUAACAUCAAUAUCGGAGACAUCAAUAUAAAAGUGCCCAGUCUUUCCCCAUUUUGAGGCUGCAUGUUACUUACUAUUACCGGUAUAUUCUUUGUUGUUAUUGGACGCUGAGCUUCAUUGCCAUAGAUACCGUUUCCCUGAUGCCAUUUAUGGACUCAUGACUGACCAUAGUCAACAGGAUUUUUAAACCCUGAGGACCUAUAUUUCAUUUUAAUUUAGUUGAAAGCACACUACUGGGUCCAAAAAUGUAUAAAAUAACCUCUCAUUUCAAACUUUGAUUGUAGAAUUGUUUUGUAUUUUGUCUGUGAUGUAGCAACAUUCCAACAAACAGCAUUGUUUGAUUUGUGUGUUUUCUGCCAAUAUUUCAACCACUAAAACUGUAAAUGUUACACAUGUAUUAUUUAAAUUGUAUGCAGUAUCAUUAAAAUACUGUUUUUGUCCAAUUUCAGGUCUUGUUAAUUA
Molecule: messenger RNA, 1080 nt
Organism: Myxocyprinus asiaticus (Chinese sucker)
Lineage: Eukaryota; Metazoa; Chordata; Actinopteri; Cypriniformes; Catostomidae
Product: AP-3 complex subunit sigma-2
Exons: 6
Coding region: 97-675 (192 amino acids)
Biological process (GO): intracellular protein transport; Golgi to vacuole transport
Cellular component (GO): AP-3 adaptor complex; membrane coat; intracellular membrane-bounded organelle
Source: RefSeq, a predicted model, not a curated record